Molecule: messenger RNA, 3194 nt
Organism: Eublepharis macularius
Lineage: Eukaryota; Metazoa; Chordata; Lepidosauria; Squamata; Eublepharidae
Gene: GTF2E1
Product: general transcription factor IIE subunit 1
Exons: 5
Coding region: 60-1382 (440 amino acids)
Biological process (GO): transcription initiation at RNA polymerase II promoter; transcription open complex formation at RNA polymerase II promoter
Cellular component (GO): transcription factor TFIIE complex
Source: RefSeq, a predicted model, not a curated record
UGGCAGAGCGGGAAGCAGCGGCGGAAAGGCUGAGCGGGGCUUCUCGCAGCACACUUGCUAUGACAGACCCGGACGUUCUCACUGAAGUCCCUGCUGCACUAAAGCGCCUUGCCAAGUAUGUUGUGCGUGGCUUCUAUGGGACAGAACAUGCUCUGGCCCUAGAUAUUCUGAUUCGGAAUCCCUGCGUCAAGGAAGAGGACAUGUUGGAAUUGCUCAAGUUUGACCGGAAGCAGCUGCGAGCUGUUCUCAACACUCUCAAAGGAGACAAGUUCAUCAAAUGUAGGAUGAGAGUAGAAACUGCCGCAGAUGGCAAAACCACCCGGCACAACUAUUACUUUAUCAACUACCGCCUGCUAGUCAAUGUGGUGAAGUAUAAACUAGAUCACAUGAGGAGGAGAAUUGAGACUGACGAAAGAGACUCUACCAACCGAGCUUCUUUCAGGUGUCCCAUUUGCUUCAGCACCUUCACGGACCUGGAGGCCAAUCAGUUAUUUGAUCCUAUGACAGGAAUUUUCCGCUGUACCUUUUGUGAGACAGAAGUGGAGGAAGAUGAGUCGGCUAUGCCCAAAAAGGAUGCCCGGACUCUGGUGGCUCGGUUUAAUGAACAGAUCGAGCCAAUCUAUGCCUUGCUGCGUGAAACGGAGGAUGUGAACUUGGCCUAUGAGAUUCUGGAACCAGAGCCGACGGAGAUCCUCACACUGAAGCAGAGCAAGGAGCGGGCUGCCAAUGCGGCGGGGCCCGGUGGCCUGCCAAGCGGGCCGCACAGGGAAGCUUGGACCUCAAAGGGACCCUCUUACGAGGACUUGUACACCCAGAACGUCAUCAUCAGCAUGGAGGACCAGGAGGACGCGCAUCAGCCAGCCAACGAAGGGAAGCCGCCCCGAGAGAGGCCAGUCUGGCUGAGGGAGAGCACCGUGCAGGGAGCUUAUGAUCCUGACGAGGCCAAAGAAGGUGGUCGAGAGGGGAAUAUGUUCCAGGAAGGGGAGGAGGGUCAAGGCGCCCUGGACAAUAAUGAGGAAGUGAUGCGUGCUUUGCUCAUCCAUGAGAAGAAAACCCCGUCUGCCUCUGUUGCUGCCCUGGGUGGGGCUGCGCCCUUAUCCAGCAUCAAUGCCAGUGACUCUGAGAGUGAGACGAGCGAGUCAGAUGAGGAGACCCCUCCUCGGGCAGCCGCUGCCUCAGCAACGCUCUACGGGCUGGCAGUGGAAGAUGACGACGAUGAGUUUGAGGUGGUGACUGAGGACCCCACCGUCAUGGUGGCUGGGCGCCCCUUCUCCUACAGCCAGGUGAACCAGCGACCUGAACUGGUGGCCCAGAUGACUCCAGAGGAGAAGGAUCUUUACAUUGCUAUGGGCCAGCGCAUGUUUGAGGACAUGUUUGAUUAGCUUCUUUCUGUCUUCGCCACAUUUGCCGCUGAAAUUAGGGGAGGAAGCAGACGGGCAAAUGAUACAUACCACUCCCCCCCAGAGAUGAGAAGAGAGGGGGUCAGAGAGGGGGUCAGCUGCAUUAUAUACAUGUUUGCAUUCGAGGUAGAGUGUGGGAGCAGGGGUCCCCUUUUUACACAGAAAGGAGCCUGCGGAUAAAAAGAUUCCAAGCCUGUCGUUCCUCUGCCUCACCACACUGCAUUCUCAAGACUGAGGCAGCUUUUUCCCAGCCUUGGGAAGCGUCAAAGUAGAACAAGGGGGUUGCCUUAGAGUCCCUCUUCUGUGUCCUCUUUUCAUGUCAGCAACAGACAGCCACCCACACGAGGCCCUGUGAGCAGAUCUGCACUCAUGUCUAUGCUUAGGAGUGUGAGAGACUUCACAGGGCGUUUUCAGACACAGUCACACGCCGCACAUUGCUCUUCGUAAUCGCCGCAUUUCUAGAUUCUGUUCAUGACCUUGUACUUUUUUUCCAGCCUUGAAAAAUCUGAAUGCUUCUUGCUUACAUUUUGCCUGUUUUGUAAAAGGAUUGUCGAAGCCGUUUGUUUUGUGAUCAUUGAAUUCUGAGAUAGUAGCACCUCUAAAAUAAUACUCUGAAUACUCCUUGUAACCGUUGUGCGUGGGGUUUAUUUGUAAUAACCAGAAGUCAAGCAGGAUUGAGAUGCACCCCACCUCCCAUGCAUCCUUUUCCUCUCCAAUAUAUAUGAUUUAGCAGCCACAGAGAACAUAGUUUCAGCAAUGAUAACCAGUGGGUAUUUGGCAUAGUGUUGUUUGCAAAUUGUUUCUUGGUGAAAAAGCGGCAUUAGGGACAGGUAGGUAUUUCCUGUUUUGCUGAAUUGAGGGGAAAUGCCCAGAGACCACACACAUUCCCAACAUUGCCUCGGUAAAGCAGUCUUGUAAAAUUCUCCUCCUUAAAGAAGACUUCUUUUACAGAUCACUUCCUCUGUUUCCUUGUUUACACCAGUGGAUUCCCAUCCGUUCAUCUAAUCUAAUUACCCUGUAAUGGAGUAAUUUUCAGAUGAGAAAAUUUGGUUUGUAAGUGUAGCUUGCCCUUAUUUUCCCUACCUCUUCUGUAGGUGUUAUGUUCUUCCAGAUGCUCAGCAUGUCAUAAUCAGCCCUCGCUUGGUUGCCAGAAUAACUGAACUAAAAUUUUCAAAUGAGCUUCUUUCUGUGCUGGGCAAUCUUUUGUGUUGAAUGAGCAGAACUGGAGAACGCCAGAAAGGCAGCCGGAGUGACUCUUCUAAUCCCUGGAGUCUUCCUAAGCAAAAGUGCCAUUGCCAGGGGUUAGCACCAAGAUUAGGGCAACUGUUUUGAUUUGGGGGAGGGGGAGACUUAUUUCAGCACAAAUAAAAACGGGGUUUAUUGCUUUUUUUAAAAAGAAUUAUGCAAAAGAAUUAUGCAGAAGUUUGUUCCCAUGUUUAGCAUGGCACUGUCUAGUUGAAUAUUUCCAGCAGUGCCUGUGUGAACAAAUUCAGCUUUGUAAUGGUAACCUUUUAAAAAUGUAUAGCUGUUAAAAAUCAGUUUUGCUUUUUCUUACCUGGCAUUACAGAACAGUAGAGUGGUAAACAGCUUGUGUACUCAGCGUUCAGAUUUCACACAUGCCCUUUUAAUUUACUAGGAUGGUACAAAUUGUUAGGGAAAGCCAUUGUAAAGAGAACCAUGUAUGCUUUGUUGCCCCUGUGGUUUUUGGGGGGUUAUUUUAUUUUCAAACACUUCAUCGUUAACCUUUUAAAAACAAACGUAGUGUCUAAAUUUGUUCAUUGCGUAUUAAAAUAA